Messenger RNA from Acanthopagrus latus (yellowfin seabream), 5534 nucleotides. RefSeq names its product thyroid hormone receptor alpha. Bases 245 to 1459 code for a protein of 404 amino acids. Gene Ontology annotation, biological process: negative regulation of transcription by RNA polymerase II; retinoic acid receptor signaling pathway; positive regulation of transcription by RNA polymerase II. The record is from RefSeq and is a predicted model, not a curated record. Gene Ontology annotation, molecular function: RNA polymerase II cis-regulatory region sequence-specific DNA binding; nuclear receptor activity; zinc ion binding. The transcript is spliced from 8 exons. NCBI's taxonomy places the organism in Eukaryota, Metazoa, Chordata, Actinopteri, Spariformes, Sparidae.
GAGACUGGGUGGUACUACGGUGCCAGCAGAGCAAGAAAAGUCCCACAGAUUGCAGAAGUGGGAGGGGAAGGGAGGGAGAGGCAACAUGCGUUUGAGUGGGUCAGCAGGCUAAAGAUAGCACGACUGGUAGAGACAUCAGGGUUUGAGAGAGUGAGAAACACAGAUAGACCGGAGUGCAUGCGUGAGAGCCGUGCGGCGGCAAGUCAGGUACAUCUGCAACUUGAACUGGAAGUGCUCCUCCGCCAUGCAUAUUUUACAGUCCCACUGCGUCAUCAGGUCAGCGCUGUGGCUCAAUGGCCCGAAAAGGAAGAGGAAGAACAGCCAAUGUUCGGUGAAGAGCAUGACUGGGUACAUACCCAGCUACCUCGAAAAGGAUGAGCCAUGUGUGGUGUGUGGUGACAAGGCCACAGGCUACCACUACCGCUGCAUUACCUGCGAGGGCUGCAAGGGUUUCUUCCGUAGGACCAUUCAGAAGAACCUCCACCCCGCCUACUCCUGUAAGUACGAUGGCUGCUGCAUCAUCGACAAGAUUACCCGCAACCAGUGUCAGCUCUGCCGCUUCAAGAAGUGCAUUGCAGUGGGCAUGGCCAUGGACUUGGUGCUGGACGACUCGAAGCGGGUGGCUAAGCGGCGGCUAAUUGAGGAGAACAGGGAGCGGCGCAAGAAGGAGGAAAUGGUGAAAACUCUCCAAACCCGUCCAGAGCCCACCGGGGACGAGUGGGAGGUGAUCCACCUGGUGACGGAGGCCCACCGACACACCAACGCUCAGGGCGCCCAGUGGAAACAGAAGCGCAAAUUCCUGCCAGACAAAAUCGGCCAGUCCCCGGUCGCCCCCACGUCAGACGGAGACAAGGUGGACCUGGAGGCCUUCAGCGAGUUCACCAAGAUCAUCACUCCUGCCAUCACCCGAGUCGUCGACUUUGCCAAAAAACUGCCCAUGUUCUCCGAGCUACCUUGUGAAGACCAGAUCAUCCUGUUAAAGGGCUGCUGCAUGGAGAUCAUGUCUCUCCGAGCCGCCAUGCGCUACGACCCGGAGAGCGAGACGCUGACGCUCAACGGCGAGAUGGCCGUGAAGCGCGAGCAGCUGAAGAACGGCGGGCUGGGCGUCGUGUCGGACGCCAUCUUCGACCUGGGCAAGAGCCUGGCGCAGUUCAACCUGGACGACACGGAGGUGGCGCUGCUGCAGGCCGUGCUGCUCAUGAGCUCAGACCGCUCUGGUCUGACCUCCAUGGACAAGAUCGAGAAGUGCCAGGAGACCUACCUGCUGGCGUUUGAGCACUACAUCAACUACCGCAAGCACAACAUUCCCCACUUCUGGCCCAAGCUCCUGAUGAAGGUGACGGACCUGCGGAUGAUCGGGGCGUGCCACGCCAGCCGCUUCCUCCACAUGAAGGUGGAGUGUCCCAACGAACUCUUCCCGCCGCUCUUCCUGGAGGUCUUCGAGGACCAGGAGGUGUGAAACACAGCUGCCACCAUGCAAAAGGAAGUGGAAGUUGGGGCAAACUGGGAGAUGGGAAGGGCCAUCGUUUUUUAUAGGGGAAGGAUGGAGGGAGAGUCCUCUCGGCAGGAAUCUGCAUUUCUCCGACGUCACAUUUACAGUAUGUGGUUUCAAAACUGGAAGCAGCGAUCACAGAAACAACACACCAGCAACAGGAGAGUCAAGCAAACAGAGGAUUUUGUUUUUCGAACACCCUCUCCUCCACCUCUUUCUCCUCCUUUUACUUACCCCUGUUUUAAAAUCCGUGUGGGGGCCCUUCUGUCUGAGCAUGAUGUCUUAUCUAGUAAGAGUUGUAGCCAUUUGCCAAGACACGUACACAGAUACACACAACACUCACACACACACACACACACACACACUGAGCCACAGCCUGUUCCACCUCAGUUCUUCAGAGCGGCGCUCUUUGCAGGGGUCCGUUUCCCCGUUCUGGGGGAACAGAUUUACACAUUUUGAAGCCCAUGUUUUCCAGCCGUCACGCUGGCCAGCACCUCUCAGUAUUAUUUCUGAAAUCACUCUUCAGGCAGUAGAUUCAGAAAAAAAAAACAAAAAAAAACACCGUCAUCAGUGACAUAUUGUUGCUCACAGUCAUGCAGGAUCAGCAAAAACACUGCACGUUGAUAUAUAUAUUCAGCAGGCCCUCGAGGCAUUUCUCUGGUGUGUAAUGGCUGUCGUCAAACGGAGCUACCAGACCUACCGUAGUUCAUUAUCAACUCCUCAACUCAAUCUGAGCCGUUACAGCUGUUCAUGGAGCUCCUUCCUGUUAGAUCCCAGUGAAACCGGUGCUAUAUUUAUACAAGGCUACUCCACUUUUAUGAAAUUGUGUUGUCUACCUUUUCGGGGGGGAAAAAAAAAAACAAACAAACAAAAAAAACCGUGCAGACCAUGGCUCCAUAUCUACCUUCAUUUGUGUCAUUGGACCGGCUCCUGUGACGUACAGUGCACAUGCAAAAACACACACACACACACACACACAUAUGAGCAGACUUGCCUUGUCAUUGCCCGUGCUGCUUGUGCCAGCAGCCUACUGUCUAGUGAAUGACAAUUAAGUCCCUCGCUCUCUCUCCAAGGAGUUACUGCAUUGUGGGAAAGAAAGAAAGCGAGAAGAGAGGAGAGGAGAGAAAAAGGGGGGUGAGGGAGUUACUUGGAAGGGGAGAGAGGGGAGGAGCGGAGAUGGAGAGAGGGGGUAAGAUUUAAUAGGUGGAUCGUAGAUCCAGAGCCAAGAGUCGGGAGUAAAUCUCCCACAUGCAGACUGUAAGGAGGUUUCGAAUAGCAGCAACCAGCAGCAAGACGGCAAAAGCUCAUCUUACACACACACACACACACACACUUUCUCUCUAUAUCUGUGUCUCACACACACACACACACACACACACACACACACACACACACACACACACAAACAUGAAAACACACAUCACCUCAAAGUAACGUGAAUGCCUCAUUUUACUGUAUAUGAUAUACAGCCCUAACCUGCAGGGUUUGUUCAGAGUCCACUCCUCACGGACUCCGCUCAGUGUGGCCCCUCCAGGCUUCCAUACACAUUUGCCUUUUUUUACCAUGGGCAGUCACUGAGAGCAGGCAAAAUGCCAAGAAGGCUACCAUUUACCUCAAAGUGGACACACCCCCAGGCUGGGGCAGCAAUACUGCCCCUGUGGUGUCAGGCACUACCUCACCUCUGUGGACACAGGGCAGCUGCCCACAGCCUACACACAGACAUACACCAUCCAAGUUGGCGCAUGUGUAGAUUAACACACAACUGUGCAUAAUUUUUUGCCUAUAGGUGCACACUUGUAGUCAUGGAAAGACAAAAAAAAAAAAAACACUCACGGCAUACAACACACACCACACCCUCAGUGCUAUCACUUGGUUGAAAUGAAAAUACCACUGAAGACAGGAGGGCCAGCCAUCCCCCUGGAACGUGUCACCCACUCCAGGGAAUGGUACCCAUUACAUUCGGGUUAUCUCUUUUUUGUUAUAUGGGACCAAGUGUCAUCUUUUUCGAAAAUUUGGAUUUACCAGUUUCUGUCAAAGCAGAAAAAUCGACUCACAGAAGCGACGAAAGGACAGUGUGGAUGUGCAGCCCAGCUAACGCCCAUCGACGCAUGCGGCGGGAGGAUGGAUACCAGAUAACUGAGAGCCAGUGGUGGCCACGUCCACUGAAUUAGCGUGCACAGAAAGGGCGGUUUUCCUUCUGCAUCAUGGCGAUCUUCCACAGUGCAUCUACGAUGACUGCCACUGGAUCUUGAUCAGUAAUCCGGAUGAAAUAAGCUUUCUCUCGUGCAUGGACGCGUGCAUCAGAUGUGGGGGGAAUAAAAAAAAGGUGGAACCUGAAAUGAGGCAAUUUAAAAGUUCCUGAAGCUUCACUCACUUUACCAACGCUCACCACUAUUGCAGUAAUAUCCCACUGCAGAUACCCAUGGCAGAUAUCGUAAUGUACAAGCCAAAUGACCAUUCAAGAAUGUAGAUUUGAUCGUAAAAAGCCCGCUCUGUUCAUUCCAAUUCUGGGGGCCAAGCCAAAUCUAACUGGGUUUACCACUCUUACGAGAAGAGAAUGGAAGAUAAAGAGAGACAAAGAAAAUCUAUUUUAUACUCAGUGCCGAGCAGUAGUUCAUAUUGGGCACUUGUACAGGAAGGGUCAUCUGCACCCCUCAGAAGUACCUAAGCAGAGUAACGCGUGGCAGGGAUCACGGGGGCGUCGCUGCGGAUGGCCGAGUCUGGAGCGAGGAGAGAGGAACUGGAACGCCAUGUUUGGGCACAAUGGCGGAGUCUGGUCUGACUCCCCUCCACAAACAUCAUCCCCCACCUUCCAGAGAUCCAUCACCUGCCCUGCCUCACCCUACCCUACCACAAUGAGCCUAGCUCUGACUGAACUGUACCCCGUCACCAUCGAAACAGCCCCCCCCUACCCAGCCAGGCUGGUGUUAGAGUGGAGUUUUUGCACUAUUGUAGCAGUCCUCCCUUCAGCCCCUAAUCAUUAAAGUUUAACGUUUACCCCUUGUUGGAUUGAUUAACUUCCCUGCUGCUCUGUGUAAAACGGAGCAGUGUCGGAGUAUUUGGCUGCUCUGUGUAACAGAGGCUGGCAGCCGCAGUGGGCUCAGUCCCAAACCUGUCCCCUCGUCAGUAUUAGACCGACAGCACAUGACCCUCGCCCCGGUACCGACCCGACCAGGGGUGGAGAGAGAGCCCUGCGAAGGCUAGGCUAGGAGGGCUGUGUUGCACUUAACCAUUCUCCUUUUUAGAACUCAUUUUGCCAUCAUCCCUCCUAUAGCAGCCCAGUGACAUUUCAAAUCCAGAGCCCUCCCUUCCAUCAUCACCCUCUCUCCCCCUCUCAUCUACCCUAGGGACCCCCCCCCCCCACCCCCAAGAAUCAUUGACAAAUCAAACGGGAUCCAGGUCUCACCCUUGUCAGACAAGGCUGGCCAUUAACUGCCCUUAACAGAGGCGCCACCGGAUGAAUGUGAACGGCAAAGAAAAAAGCAGCAGCAGCGACGCGAACGAGAGACUUUUGAGCGCGAGAAUGUGAGGAUGUGAGAGAGGAAAAGAACGCAUGGGACAGGAAACAAAAAGCUGAGGGCCUCAAACCCUCACCGCCAUCAUUGACAUGGGCGAGAGAGGGCGAUGUGGCCGGUUGUAGAGACUGAUGUUAACAAACACUCGGAGGGAAGGGGAGGCGGAGAUGUCAGGAAUACGUACGGCCUCCCCUUCGGAUCCCAAAAACAACCCCCAUAUUCGCCCCCCUCCACUCCCAUGCCAGCUGAUAACCCCAAAUGCCCCCCCGCCCCCCCUUCAGCUCCCUCCAAAAAAAAGGAUAACCACCUCCAAGGAUCGACAUAUUCCAGCGAUGCAGGUUUGGAAUUCCAACACGUCUUUGUCAAAGAACUGAAAAAGAGAAAACUAAAAAAAAAACAAAAAAAAAAACAAAAAAAACCUUAUCGAUGUCCUUUGUUCUCGUGUGAGCUGACCGGGUAACGUGUGUUUGACAGAAGGGGUUAUAAUGCUGCUUUUUACCUUCUGAGUCUGAUUUAGAUUAAGAAAA